This is a messenger RNA of Dovyalis caffra, 1230 nucleotides long. The record is from the annotation of a GenBank genome assembly. NCBI's taxonomy places the organism in Eukaryota, Viridiplantae, Streptophyta, Magnoliopsida, Malpighiales, Salicaceae.
AUGGAUUCGAGAAAUCUUGUUGUUCCUCUACAACAGACUAGAGAAGAAGCGAAGCAGAAGGCUUUCGUACCAGCAGAGGGAAGGAAUAGAAGAGUGCUUCAAGAUAUCGGCAAUUUAGUGAAUGAUCGUGUCUCUUUGCAAGGGAAGAAACCAAUCACAGAAGUUGUAGAUCCUGCAGCUGCUGGUAAUGUGAGGGCGCCUGCAGCAGCUACAAAGGUACCAGCAGCAGCAAUAAAGAAGGUGAAUGAGAAGCAUAGAACUGAGGAUGUGAUUGUGAUAAGCUCUGAGGAAACUGAAAAGAGAAAACCUGUUAGCAGAAGAGUAUCAAGGAAAGAAGUCAAGACACUCACUUCAAUCCUCACUGCCCGAAGCAAGGCCGCAUGUGGUAAGCCUGAGGAUACACUAGAGGACAUUGAUGCUGCUGAUGUUAAUAAUGAGUUGGCAGUCGUUGAUUAUGUUGAUGAUAUGUAUGAAUUUUACAAGCUUACAGAGGUUGACAGUAGGGUACAUGCCUACUUGCAAUUCCAACCAGACAUCAAUGCAAAGAUGAGAUCAAUCCUCGUAGAUUGGCUGAUUGAAGUUCAUCGAAAGUUUGAACUGAUGCCGGAAACUCUUUAUCUCACCAUAAAUAUUGUGGAUAGGUUUCUAGCAGUGAAGGUGGUACCGAGGAGGGAACUUCAGUUGGUUGGCAUCAGCUCAAUGCUGGUAGCCUGCAAGUAUGAAGAAAUAUGGGCACCAGAGGUUAAUGAUUUUGUUUGCAUAUCUGACAAUGCCUAUGUAAGAAAGCAAGUUCUGGCAAUGGAGAAAGCAAUCUUGGGAAAGCUAGAGUGGUAUCUAACUGUUCCAACGCCAUAUGUCUUCCUGGUUAGAUAUAUCAAGGCCUCCAUUCCAUCCGAUAAAGUGACAGAGAAUCUGGCGUUCUUUCUGUCUGAACUUGGUCUGAUGCAAUAUCAGAUUGUUGUCAAGUAUGGUCCCUCAAAAAUUGCUGCCUCAGCUGUGUAUGCUGCUCGAUGUACUCUGGAUAGGAGCCCUUUCUGGACUGAAACUUUAAAGCACCACACUGGCUACACUGAAGAUAUGUUACGGGAUUGUGCAAAGCUUCUGGUUCAAUUUCACUCUGCAGCUGCUGGAAGUAAGCUCAAGGCUGUCUACAAGAAGUUCUUAAGUGAAGAUCGUGGUGCUGUGGCUCUUCUUACACCAGCCAGAAGCCUUUCGCCUGAAUCGCCAUGA